UACAACCAAAUGACUUUAAAAAUGGCAGCAUCUUCAACACCAACCCCUAAAUCAUCCCUUACUCAUUCUUUAUCUUUUCAUCCAAAAUGUAUCAUACUUAUUAAAACAUCAAAUAUCAGAUUCUUGCGUGCCCCAAAAUAAACCCAUAAUCAAAUUCUUCUUAUUUGAUUAUGAUUAUAAUAUAAUUACGGGGACAAAGAACACACAACACACAGUGACCCUGAAACUCUGUAUUUUUACAUGAAGCAGCAGAGUCUAACUGUAAACCUUAACCGACAACCUGGGAAAACACGACGGAUUAUUCGAUUGUUUCCAUGAAAUCACAACGGCUCUUAGGAUGACCGACAACGCUUACCGUGUUGACACCACUUCCCGCCUUGCUCAAUGGCGGAUUGACAAUUUGGCUUCUUGUACUUACCGGAAAUCUGAUCCUUUCAAGAUCGGAAGAUGGAAUUGGAGAUUGAUUCUGGAGAAGAAUCGUAAUUUGUUUAUAAAGUUGUUCCCGGAGAUGUCAAGUGUAAAUAAAGAUAGUCCUCCAAUUGCUUCUUUUAUCAUUCGGGUUGUUUCUUCGUUGGGAGGGCGUAAGGCCUUGGUUCAUCCAGAAAUUAGAGAUAAGCAGUUGAAAAGCAGUGAGGAUUUCGUUUGGGCGCUUGAGGUUCCGCUUACAGGAAAAUUCAUCAUUGAACUUGAAUUUCUUGAUCUUAAGGCUGCAUCUCCAAAUGGGGGUGAAGCUUCUUCUGUAUUUACCGAAGGAUUUACGCAGAAAGAGUUAAGCGCAACAGCGCUUUCCUCCCUUGGAAAAAUGUUAUCAGAAAGUAUUCACACCGAUAUCAUCAUCAACGCUUCUGACGGAAGCAUAGGGGCCCACCGGGCCGUCCUUGCCGCCAGGUCACCGGUCUUCCGGAGCAUGUUUUCCCACGACUUAAAAGAAAAAGAAAUGUCUGUCAUAAACAUAUCCGACAUGUCCAUUGAAGCCUGCCAAGUUUUCUUAAGCUACAUAUACGGUAACAUCAUAGAUCAAGAUUUUCUUGAUCACAGACUCGACCUUCUUAGAGCCGCUGAUAAAUACGAUGUUACGGAUUUAAAAGAAGCAUGUCAUGAAAGUUUAUUACAAGAUAUCGAUACGAAUAACGUGCUUGAAAGGCUUCAAAAUGCUUCUCUAUAUCAUCUCCCAAAGUUAAAGAUUUGUUGCAUGCAAUAUCUUGUGAAGUUCGGUAAGAUAUACGACAUUCUAGACGAUUUCAAUGCGUUUAUACAGUCUGCAGACAUGGAAUUGGUAGGUGAAGUGUUCAAUGAAGUUCUUUCUGUGUGGAAAGGUUUCUGAGUAAUUUGCUCAACCUGGAAAUAUAUAUAUAUAUAUAUAUAUACACACACACAUGUAACAUUAUUAUUAAGUUAGUUAAUGCAUAUGUUGAUUUAUAGUACUGCUUGUGCCAAGAAUUGUUGUACAUAAUUUGUCAACAUUUAAACUGGAUUACACGGCCGAAUUGAAGUCCGUUUAUGUACAUGUACAAAAUUGUUUGUUUAAUGUAAACUGUAAAGAAUCUACUUGAAUUGUGUUUUA
Molecule: messenger RNA, 1564 nt
Organism: Helianthus annuus (common sunflower)
Lineage: Eukaryota; Viridiplantae; Streptophyta; Magnoliopsida; Asterales; Asteraceae
Product: BTB/POZ domain-containing protein At1g55760
Exons: 4
Coding region: 338-1324 (328 amino acids)
Molecular function (GO): protein binding
Source: RefSeq, a predicted model, not a curated record